Molecule: messenger RNA, 1497 nt
Organism: Eruca vesicaria subsp. sativa (arugula)
Lineage: Eukaryota; Viridiplantae; Streptophyta; Magnoliopsida; Brassicales; Brassicaceae
Source: the annotation of a GenBank genome assembly
GCUAUCCAAUGGAGUUUUAGCAAUAUCCUUCAUUUAAAAAUUCAAAGUUCUUGAAGCUCAAGAGGUUAGUUAUGAGACAGUGACUUUGCUCUCUCACACUAUUAAAAGCGAAUCUACUUUUCCUCUUUUUUCUUUUCUUUACUAAGCUCCUGUGAGCUGUAACUUAGCUAAAUCCAUUGCUUGUUACCACUUUAUGCUCUGAAACUUCGCAGCUUUCUUUGUCUGUGAUAAGUCUAUUCUUCUCUUUAAUUAUUUUCUUCUCUUGACUUUGAGUAGGAACAAGCAUUUAUCCUAGGCUUCUCUUUCCUUAAAGAACCUGUGACUUCCUUCUGCAAAAAAUAGAUUUGAUGCUCUCUUGAUUUUUCUUUUCUCUUUCCCCACUUUAUAAAAUCUACAAAACUGGUUUUAAGUUCCCUUGUCAAGAAGUCUUACAAAGUAGCAAACCUGAGUUUAAAGUUUAUUCUGAGGGUUGAAAUGGGUGGAGAGAGUAAUGAAGGUGAGAUGGGGUUAAACCAUGGAGAUGAUCACUCAAGAGCUGGAACUACAUCAAUGCCCUUGUAUGCAAAGGCAGAUCCAUUCUUCUCUUCUUCAGAUUGGGAUCCAGUUGUUAAUGGUGGUAGCUUCUCAAGCUCCCAUUACCCUUCAGUGGUGAUGGAGAAUCCAGGAAUGAGUUGCUUCACUCAUUACCAAACCGGUUCUGGUUAUCCGGACAUGCCUGCAAGUCUUCUUCCGUUUGGUGACUGUGGAGGUGCUGGUCAGUUUCUUGGUUCAGACAAGAAUGGGGAAAGUGUUGGAAGGUUGAUGAGAGCUGGAGAGUCUCAUGAUCAGGUUUCAGAUGAUGGUGUUCUUGGUGCUUCACCAACCAGAAAAAGAAGGCAAGCUGAAGCUGAAUCACAACGGAACAAGAAAGCUGUGGAGGAAUAUCAAGAAGACCCUCAAAGGGGAAGUGAUCAGAGUCAGAAGAAACACAAAGAUGGUCAGAGUAAAGAGAGCUCACAGAGUGAAGAAGCACCUAAAGAGAACUACAUUCAUAUGAGGGCAAGAAGAGGUCAAGCCACUAAUAGCCACAGUCUUGCAGAAAGGGUUAGAAGAGAAAAGAUCAGUGAAAGGAUGAGACUGCUUCAAGAGCUUGUCCCAGGAUGCAACAAGAUCACUGGGAAAGCGGUUAUGCUUGAUGAAAUCAUCAACUAUGUUCAGUCAUUGCAACAACAAGUUGAGUUUUUAUCUAUGAAACUGGCAACGGUGAAUCCAGAACUCAACAUUGAUAUAGACAGGAUUAUCGCCAAAGAUCUUCUGCAACCAAGAGACAGAAACACUCCUACACUUGGACUGAAUCCUUUCACCAGUUUUCAAGGGAACAUUUCUACCACCACAAAUCCACACUACAACCCAUUACCACAGACAGCACUAGAGAGUGAACUACAAAACCUCUACCAAAUGGGUUAUGUCUCAAAUCCAUCGACUAUGUCUAGCUUCUCACCUAAUAAUGGUAACUAA